Messenger RNA from Fusarium odoratissimum NRRL 54006, 993 nucleotides. RefSeq lists its product as uncharacterized. The coding region runs from base 1 to 993 and encodes 330 amino acids. NCBI's taxonomy places the organism in Eukaryota, Fungi, Ascomycota, Sordariomycetes, Hypocreales, Nectriaceae. The record is from RefSeq and is a predicted model, not a curated record. The transcript has a single exon.
AUGCAUACAUAUCCCGAAUGGCCCAAUGUCACAUCUUUGGAUAGAAGGUCGAACCAGCGAAAGAACCUCGACAAACGGAAGACAAAAUCGACUUCCACAGCUGUACGAAGCACGCAAAGGAUGAGACAAUCAAACCGUGCUUUUUUCACUGGGCGAGGGACACCUAUGAUCUGCUCGAGCGUGUCGUUGGAAUCGGUAGUCCAAGAUAAUGCUGGCCCAUCCUCAAAUAAACACCACCCCCGUGCAAAAAACGACGUUUGUGCAUACAGAAAUUGUAGCCAAGGAAACGAAGAGGAGAGCCCCUGCAUCAGACCAGUGCAGACCUCGAGAGAUAUCAAGCAAUCGAUAUUGGUGCAACCUCGUCCCAGAAGCUGCCAUAGCUUAAGUGCUGAUGUUCUUGUCCCGCAGCAAUUGCAUCCCACAAAAAAGUCCAGUAAACCUUUGCCAGAACCCCCUCACCCAGAUCCGUCAUCAACAGCUACAGAACAAAGCUGCAGAUUGUCUGUUGAUGUCUCACCAUCUACACCGAAGAAGGACAUACUUGAUAAAGAUAAAGCAAAGGUAUCAUCGGACAGGAGAACCAAGUAUGGAAGCUCUUCCAUAUCACCAAAUCAUGUUACUGUCUGUUCACGAGGGUUUUCUGGUCGAAAGAUUGGACGACCAAACGUACCAAAGCGAACAUCAUCCAUUCGAAGUCUUCGAGCAGCCAAUCAAGAUUAUGACCAAGAUAGAGUCCUAGAUCGCGAUGUGCUAAGGGGUCUCCAUAUUGCGUCUUCGGCAGCUUGCAACGAGCAGAUUGAUUCAUUCAUCCAUGAGAAGACUGGCCUACACAUUCGACAAUUUCUGGCUGAUCUCAUGCCGCUUGAGAGUCUGGGCAACGAACCAGUGCGGGAAUCGAAGGAAGAAAGGUCGAGGAGAAGGCGGGCAGACAUCAGGGAGGUGAAGCGACGAGCGAGGAAAUCUCGACAGAUAAGAGAACGCGCCAUGGUCUGA